Molecule: messenger RNA, 2127 nt
Organism: Nothoprocta perdicaria
Lineage: Eukaryota; Metazoa; Chordata; Aves; Tinamiformes; Tinamidae
Gene: SPATA1
Product: spermatogenesis associated 1
Exons: 14
Coding region: 109-1821 (570 amino acids)
Source: RefSeq, a predicted model, not a curated record
UAUACUGAAACUUGAUUUAUCAUGGAACCUAUUCUUGAAGAAUGCUUAAAUCUAAAAGAGAAUUAAAAGUUCAUCUGGCCUUCGCGGUGACUGAGUGAAGGAAUCGAAAUGUUCGGUCGUACAAGACCUCCAACAUCACRGAUGGUGGAACUUCACGUUUUUUAUGUCCCAGAAGAAGUGUGGAACUUCAAGCUGAAUACAGUGUCUGCAGCUCUAUCUAGUAAAUUCAUUUCAGCUGGAUUUAUAAGGGUGCCUCCUCACAUCACGCUCAGAGUGCUGCGAGAGAAGCUUGGAGAAUACCUGGGUGGAGUGGCAGUUGCAGAUAAAUUUAUAUUUUUGAAAUGCAUUGGGAAAAAACUAGCUGUGGUGAAAGCAAAACAAGAGGCAGAACUGGAACUGAAGUCAUUUGCUCCUCCUUAUGCACUUUACCCUGAACUAUAUUUAUUACCUGGAGUGGAAUACYUUGAAGAUGCUUAUCCAUCAUCAUCAUCAACUCAGGAAAGACAUCACUUUAAUGAAGAAGUUAGUGGGUUUGCUCAUGAAUCAAGAUUUUCUAGACUUCUCCCCACAAAAAAUGGAAAGAGUCAGCGAUUCUUAGAGAGCAGACGAAGCAGUCAUCUGCUAGAAAAUACAGUGCACAGUCCUGUGGAAUGGGGCGAGAAAGAAUCUCUUCUGGUUUUGCACACAAAUCACGAGCAAGACCAGAAUAUCAGGAUUCAAGAUAAGAAGAUUCAGCUUAGAGAAAAAGGUCAGAAUGGAUCCAGUGGAGCUCUCUUUGUGCCAAGUAAUUCAAAGACUGCAGAUGGGGAAUCUGGGAAGAACUCUCCCCAGAACUCUCAGCAAAAUCGUCUGAGCCGGGAUCCAAAAGAGCGUAAUGCUCCCAAAUGGAAUGACAAAGCCAAAGAAACUGCUCCUACUCUUCAUGUAAACCACCGUGAGGUACAAGGCCAGAAUAACCCAAUCCCCACAAGCUACAUUAAAUAUCAAAAAGAGCUAAACCCCAAAUUAGUAGUCACAAACAUGGAAAAUAAUGACCAUCAAGAAGAUACCAAACUAAGAAGGAACAGAACACAGAAUUCUGGAAUGCCUACAAYGUGGGGAGAUCAAACCAUUGAACAUAUGCAUAAUAACCAAAGCUUGCAGCAGUAUGGAACAGGCAAGUCUGUAGCUGACCCAGGUGAAAAACAGGAUAGUCAGACGAAUGAAAACAGUGAAACUCAUCUUACAUUUCCAAAAGAGUAUCUUUCUCCUCCUAGUCCACAUUUUCUGGCACUUCCUGUGAAUCCAGCUCAAGUUCCUGCAAUUCAGUCAGAAAAAAAUGAGAUGGUAGAACGACUCCAGCAGAUGAAGAACGACAGAAGAUACAUGGAGAAAACAAGGGAAGACCUGAUCAAAAAAGCCAAAGGGCUACUGGAACAAAAUAAACUGAGGAGAUACCAUGUUCGUGAGGAAUGGAAAAAGAAGUACUUUGAAACAAAGAAAACUACAGUUUCCCUGGAAGACGUUUUAAACAAACUGCAGCAAGAUUUUGAGCUUUGCUACCAGAAAUUACUUUUGCAACUGGAAGCCAGAGAUACCCGAAAAAGACCGAAUAAUGCAGCAACUUCCAAGAAUAACACAAUCAUCCGGAUUGUUACAGUACAGCAUGAUAUUGAUCAACUGAGGAAGCAGCUGGAUGACACAAAAAUGAAACUUGUGAUAGAAAUUAAGAUGAGGAAACAAGCAGCAUCUGAUUUACGAGCGCUGAGAGCAGAACUGACACAGAAGAAGAUUCAUUCCAGUUUUAUUCUCCAGUCUGGGAAAUCAGGACUUUGCACCUGAAAGGUCUACUGAAGCUCUGCAAUGUAUAUAGAAGUUUAGACUUUCAAGUAUGAAAUGAUYAAAAUGAUCACACACACAAACCUUCCUCAUCCCAACUGACAACAUAUACAUAAAAUGUAAGUAACAGAGUCACUUAAACAGGGCACAGCUGCAGUUUAAUCUGGUUCCGAAACAGUUUUGAUAAAAGUGUGGGCUGUAGGGAAGUGUUGGGAAGCAAAGCCCAAGCUAUAAAUACCCUUCAUCAGCCUUAACAGACACAGCAUAUUAUUUAACAACAACAAAAAAAGUACACAUCAGUCCAUCUCU